Messenger RNA from Hypomesus transpacificus, 2456 nucleotides. RefSeq names its product proline-rich transmembrane protein 3-like. Bases 126 to 2249 code for a protein of 707 amino acids. The transcript is spliced from 4 exons. Lineage: Eukaryota; Metazoa; Chordata; Actinopteri; Osmeriformes; Osmeridae. The record is from RefSeq and is a predicted model, not a curated record.
UUGAGAUCCAGACGUGCACACACGACAAAUCACUUUUCAUGUUUGCGGGAACGAGCACGGCCUGUAAUGGGAAGGUACUGUCAUUGGUCUUAAAUAUGAUCUGUAAAUAAACACAACACUGAGUUAUGGAGUUGUUCUCACCUCUCUUCGUGGUGCUGGCUCUGCUGCAGUGCUGUCACGGAAGCAUCUUGAGGGUGGUCCCUACUGACCUCUGGCUCUCAGCUGCAACAUCAACACUCAGGCCUUUGGAGCACCAUGGACCAGAUCAACACGAGGCCCUCUUUGAUGAAACAUUGAAAAAGAAUGAGGAUGAAAAUGUGGUUGUAACUGAGGUAGUUUCUCUGACCACUACACUCACCAUCAGUCUACCAGAUCUGUCAAAGCAAAGUCACCCAGUCCAAGACAAUGAAAUGACACCAAAUUCUCAGACAACAGUGGGUGACCUAUUAGGAAAGCGUCCACCCCUUUUGGUCAAUGAUGAGUUUGUGACAGGGAAGGACGAUUCUGAGCCAAUUCCUGACCCACAAACCAACAAGUCACCAUACCCUAGUUUGUCUGAAGACUCAAAAAAGGGCAAGAAUUCUGUGGUCCGCUACAGUAUAUUUGGCCAGAUGACAAAUCAAGGCCUCACUGGACCAAGUCGCCCCUGUGUGUUGGGGCUAAGCCCAUGUGUGGUCUCCACCAACCCCAAUGGCACCAACUUGCUCUGGGAUGACCUGAGUCGCACACUGGCCUUUGCCUGGGAACUCCAUGUCUUUGGAUCUGCUGGUCUCUUCCUGCUACUGGCUAGUGGGGCACUUUUAGGAAUGAUGGGUGCAUCCACUCUGCUUUACCCCCUCUGUGGUGCCCUGGGUCUGGUCAAUGGCCUUCUGCUGCUGUCAAGUCUUCUGCAGGCUGUGCACCUUCUCGUUGACCCGUAUGGCACACGGCAGAUUUUUCCUCGGCCUGUUCUUACAACACUCCACAACCUGCCCCUGCCUCUGCUGCUUUGGGCGCAGGUGGCCCUGGCUCUGGUCACCCUCAGAGGGGGGAAAUUGAUUUUGCUUCCCCUCAAACUGCAGCACCCUUGUUACGUCGGAUGUCUGGCUGUGUUGCACUGCGUUUUGUUGCUGUCGGCGGAUCUUUUCUCCUGGAGUUUGGCUCCGGCUCUCCCUCUUGUGCUCCAGAGCCUCUCUCUCUGCUGGGGCCUGCCGCUCUCUCUGGGGAUCCUCACACAAUCCCUCUCUCAUCUGGGUUCCUUGGUCAGGUCCCCCAUCCCUCAGUGGGAUCCUCCCCAAAGGAUUGAGGAAAGUGCCAGGCGGGUCACUGCUGUGUGUGCCCUCCUAGGGUUACUGUGCUGCGGCUUCCACAUCUACAGCCUGCUCUGGCUCUACGAACUACUGGGGAACUGGAGACGCUUUGGCUGGGGCUGGUGGCUGGGACAGUUCUGGGCCCGGGUGCUGGAGCUCGCCUGGGGCUUCUCUUUGCUAGCGCUGGGUUCCUGGAUCUUCUGGAGGCCAGGGAGGACCAGGACAAGGAGCGACCUCAGACAGGAAAGGCUGAAUGGUGUGAAGGGGGCAUCUUUUUUUGACAGCGUGCUGAAAGACCUGCGAACAGAGCCAUUCAGGAAGUCUGAGAAAAGGUGGGUGGAUCUUCUGCCGAACAACUGGGCAGGGUAUCAGGGAUCAAGAGGACACGUCGCUGUGGGCCGCGUUUAUGAUGACCAACCAACCAGUGUGAGUGAAAUGACCCCCGAACACAAGAGUGGCCCUGCCUCCAGCACCAGUUGUGACUCACAGGCCGCCCUCCUGUGGCAAAGAGUGGGCGACCGUGAGUGCAUUAUCUCCCUCAUAGAGUUCGACAUGCGUCCUCUGUCUCCCAUCAACCUCAGCCGCAGCAUCGACAGCGCUCUUCAUCACGGACACCUGCUGGGCGUGGGCAGUCUCUUCACACCUCCACCGCCUCCUUGGACUCAUAACAUGGAGGGGGACAGUGGGAGUGUGAGCACACCUACCACUCCUGCAAAUGUGGGUUACAGAUGGGCACUAGAGACUGCCUCUGAAACGACAACUCUUGACCAUUUCAAUGCUAGAGAGGAGACAGCAGAACCUCCGGAGGGUGCAGGUGAGGACCAGAAGCUAUCACCCUGCCCUGACUUGGAGCCCCCGGGAGAGGACGAACCCAGGUCCAACAUGUCAGGGGUCUGGGCCGUCUCUCAGGAGAAUGGCUGGUCUAGUAUGGGAAGUACUGAUGACAUCACAGACCUUUAAGCUGUGGAAGCUUUGAACAAAGCCAUAUCUCUUUUCACAGUCAGCAGUCAUGGCUUGACUCCAGAGUUGACCCAGGAAAUGUACCACUGCUCAACAAUUAUUGAUUGCAUUGGAAUGAAGUCAUGCAUUUGUUCUUUUAAAAUCCGUAUGGUAGCCAACUAUUAGAAAAACUUGAGAAAUUGCUUUGGUUUGUAAGUUUUCCUAAAC